AAUCUAAAGAUAAGUAUGAUGAAGAAAAAAGGGAAAGAGAAUAAAGCGCAUGCUGCAGAAGAGGACGUCUCAAAACAAACAGGACAAUUACCCCCUGAACCAGUAACCUGCCUGACCUUUGAUGACUAUCAGUGCACAGGCAACGUCCAGGAGGACUUCCCCAAACUCUGCGCUCUCCUGGAUAUAAAGAACAUCCCACCUGUCCAUUGUAAAAGCACAGAAACUGAAGAGGAAGAGCUGCCAGAGGAAAAUGAGACUCGAAUAACCCAAUGGUGGAAGCUGUAUCUCUGUGUUGAUUUGGAGGACAAAACAACGCUCAGCUGCAAGGGACUUAGGAUAACUGGAUGGAAAAUAGAUGAGCACAUUUGGAAAGUUCUGACCAAGAUGCUUCAACAUUUGAGCCGACUUCAGAGCGUCUACUUGUUUUGUAGUUUUUGGAAAGCCGGACUGACCGAUGAAAUGAUAACGUCACUUUCAAAUACACUCUCAGUGGGGAGCAGUCUGAGAGUUGUUUAUUUGGACGGAAACCCUCUCCCAAAUCACAGCUACCACCUGCUCCUCUCUGAAGACAGUCUCAUCAAUCGCCUGUUCCUGAGAAAUAACCAGAUCGGGGAUGAAGGCGCUCGUCUGAUUGGCUCCGCGUUAUCCACAACCAAAACUGCAAACAAAAACCUCCUUUUUCUAAACCUCGCCUUCAACUGUAUUGGGAAUGCAGGUGCUGCGUAUCUGGCUCAGGGCCUGCGUCUGAACCGAGCCCUGAUCUACCUCUCACUGGCCAACAAUCAGAUCGGAGACUCAGGGGCCGCUCGUAUUUCCAAGAUUCUGGGGGAGUUUCCUCUGACUCAUGAAGAGGUCGUGGAGAGAAGGAAGCUGCUCAUAGAAAAGCAGGGGCUGAAUUUUUGGUCAGAUGUCGAUGGAGAAGGACCGACACUUUCAGAGGCCAACACACCGGUCAAACCAGACCCUAAAGGCAACGCCAAGAAGAAGGAAGUUGCUAAAAAAGAGGAGAAACCAGAAAAAGCACCUGCCAGCAAAGAAACCCUGAAGAAAGGAGCACAAAAGCCACCAAAAACUCCCGAUAAGGCACCGCCAGCCAAAGGAGGAAAAGCAGCGGGCAAGAAGAAACCUGCUCCUGUCGAGGAGAAGUCGACUAAUGCCUUGGUCGAGCCUGAAGUGGAGAUAGUGAACCCCCUGCUGGACCCUUUGGCACAUCGCAAGGACGGACACGUGUUUCUGCCCGGAAACUCCACUCUGGUCUACCUCAGUUUAGCAGGCAACGCAAUAACGGAGGAAUCGCUGCCUCUGUUCCUGACGUCUCUGGAGCAGCAGACGGAGGGAGGACUGCUGCGUUUGUGUUUAAAUAGAAACAACUUUUCUCCCGACUGUGAACUUUUCAACAAAAUAAACCACCUCCUGCAGCUCAGAGACCCAAAAAACAGACCUGCAACUGAACCAGGCCAAGACGAGGGGCACAAAUAA
Messenger RNA from Periophthalmus magnuspinnatus, 1479 nucleotides. RefSeq names its product leucine rich repeat containing 71 (gene lrrc71). Gene Ontology annotation, molecular function: protein binding. The record is from RefSeq and is a predicted model, not a curated record. Lineage: Eukaryota; Metazoa; Chordata; Actinopteri; Gobiiformes; Gobiidae. The transcript has 17 exons. The coding region runs from base 16 to 1479 and encodes 487 amino acids.